GAACGUUGAAUGCGGAUUUUCUACAUCUCAAACUGGCAACCCGCAUGUUGUUCAGGGGGAGGCGCUAGUCCGCAGUAGUUUCUGGAAGGAACCUCAUGCUUGCACCAUGGAGAAAGUUUCAGCAUUGAAAGACCAGGGCAACAAGGCACUGAGUGCAGGAAAUAUUGAUGAGGCUGUACGUUGCUACACCGAAGCUUUGGCCCUUGACCCUUCAAACCAUGUCCUGUUCAGUAACCGCUCAGCUGCCUAUGCCAAGAAGGGCAACUAUGAGAAUGCUCUCCAGGACGCCUGUCAGACCAUCAAGAUCAAGCCCGAUUGGGGCAAGGGCUACUCCCGCAAAGCUGCAGCAUUGGAAUUUCUUGGCCGAUUGGAGGAUGCUAAGGGAACUUACCAAGAGGGAAUCCGGCAAGAGCCAGGCAAUCAGCAGCUAAAGGAGGGUUUACAGAACAUUGAGGCCCGGCUUGCAGAGAAAACGAUGAUGAACCCCUUCGCCAUGCCCAACUUGUUUCAGAAACUGGAGAGUGAUUCUCGCACCCGUGAGCUGCUGUCAGAUGCAAGCUACAGAGAACUGCUGGAGCAGCUCAGGAACAAACCAUCAGAGCUUGGAACGAAGCUGCAGGAUCCUAGAGUAAUGACCACUCUCUCUGUGCUGCUGGGACUUAACCUUUCUGAGAUGGAAGAAGACGAGGAGCCCACUCCCCCUCCUCCCCCCAAACCCAAAGAGACUCAGCCACCUCCUCCCAAAGAGGAAGACCUUCCUGAAAACAAGAGAAAGGCCUUGAAAGAAAAGGAAUUAGGAAAUACUGCAUAUAAGAAUAAGGACUUUGAAACGGCGCUGAAACAUUAUGAAGAAGCAAUCAAACAUGACCCCACCAACAUGACCUAUAUAUCUAAUCAAGCAGCUGUGUACUUUGAGAAGGGAGAUUUUGAGAAGUGCCGAGAGCUGUGUGAGAAGGCCAUUGAUGUUGGCAGAGAGAACCGUGAAGACUACAGACAAAUUGCAAAGGCCUUGGCUAGGAUUGGAAACUCGUACUUCAAACAGGAAAAAUACAAAGAAGCAACUCAGUAUUUCAACAAGAGUUUGACAGAACAUCGUACUCCUGAUGUCUUGAAGAAGUGUCAACAGGCAGAGAAGAUACUGAAGGAGCAGGAGAAACUAGCCUACAUCAACCCUGACUUAGCGCUGGAAGAGAAGACCAAGGGCAACGAUGCCUUCCAGAAAGGAGACUACCCCGUAGCCAUGAAACAUUACUCUGAGGCCAUUAAGAGAAACCCCAAUGAUGCCAAACUCUUCAGUAACAGAGCUGCCUGCUACACAAAGCUGUUGGAGUUCCAACUUGCCCUGAAGGACUGUGAAGUGUGCAUUCAACUUGAGCCCUCAUUCAUAAAAGGCUACACACGUAAAGGAGCUGCCUUGGAGGCCAUGAAAGACUUUACAAAAGCUAUGGAUGCGUACCAGAAAGCUCUGGAGCUUGACUCUUCUUCAAAGGAAGCCACAGAAGGCUUGCAGCGCUGCAUGGUCAGUCAGACCAUGAGGAAUGACAGUCCUGAGGAAGUGAAGAAAAGGGCCAUGUCUGAUCCCGAGGUGCAGCAGAUUAUGAGUGACCCAGCCAUGCGCAUGAUCCUCGAGCAAAUGCAGAAGGACCCUCAGGCGCUUAGCGACCACCUAAAGAAUCCAGUCAUUGCUCAGAAGAUUCAGAAACUCAUCGAUGUCGGACUGAUAGCCAUUCGUUGACAAGAACCAAGAGACUCCAAGACAACAGUGGAACAACUUGCAAAUCCCUCCAAAAUAUAACUUCCUCCUUUCUUGCCUUCAAAUUCAAAAGUAUAUAGUCCUUUGUCUCUCUGAGACUUUGUGACUUUGUGUGUAUGUUAUGUUUUUUUUUUAAAUCAGUUUCACAACUUUUUCAUUGUAUUUAAGAAAACAUCUUGUAUGUCAUCUGGAAAAUUUCAGGCCUUCAGAAAACAUCAUCUGAAAAAACUGGAUUUAUUUGUACAGAUGCUCAAAUACAUCUUAAAUAAACAGCACAAUUGAGUGCACCAGCACGUGCAGUGUUUAAAGGGGAAAUCCACCCUAAAGUUGAUCACAUAUUCAUAUUGGUUCAUGGUGUAAGGAAACAAAAAUAGAAACAUCUACACUUAAAAUAAAGAUUGUAAUAUAGAAAUCAAAAAUUUAAAUUGUCAACAAUGGUCAUUGUUCUUAAGUUUCUUGUCCUCUUUAGAUUUGACUUAACAUGGUGCUUUAAAGCUGAGGUGUCAGUUUGUUUUCCUCUUUUUUUUUUUUUUGGUCAUCUCAGGUAGAAGCUGAAUCUACCCUAUCUACUGGCCAGCCAUAUGCAGGUCCAGAAACUUGUAAACAUGUUUGGUAUUAUUUUUGUACUUAUCUAAAAUAUUUGAAAUUAGUUCCUUGCUGUCUUGGAUGAUAUUAUUUGUGUAAAGCAUAUGCCAGGAAAGCGUUGAGCGUUUCCUUGAUUGUGGUGGUUAGAGGAUUCAUACUGACAAAUUGUAACUGGGACUGGAAGAACAUUACUGAAUGCCAUCAGGAGUCUAGAGAUAUGUUGCCAUGAUAAGUGCUUUAAUGUUGAUCAUUAAUGGUUCAUAUAGCAAUUAAGACAGCCUUGUUAUUAUGUAAUAUUUUAUGUUAGUCAAAAAUUAAAAACAUUGAGGCAAAGCUCUUGUUCCAAUUGAACUAUCAGCAAGACACAAGAAUACUGUGCAAUUAUCUUAACAAAAGUUGCCAUGAGUUGCCCAAGCACAGCACAGGAGGAAGAUACUUUUGACUAGACUCAAAUAUUGGUUUUCCAAGGCUGGAAUUGGUGGUCUUCUUUCCAAAGUGACAACCUGCCUGGCUUGAACAUUUCAAGAUAAGGGGAUUAAUGUGAUGGUUAUUAAAGGGUGGAUUUACCUCUCUAAACUAGCAACUACUGGUUGUGUAAUAAGGGUCACAAUUAUUCCACUUCAUGAUGCAUCUUUAAUGUUUGUCCACUUGUCUUAGUGCACCGAAGCCCCAGUGCUGACCUCCUACAGCAGUGGACUGCUCAGCUUCUGUUUUCAGAGAGAAAUACACAUGUUAUACUAUUGCUAUGAAACGUGGCUUCAGAUACCUCAAAGUCAACACAUUGUGAAAGUAUCUGUGCUAUGAUUUCCAAGAGGGACUCAAAUAUGUUAGAACUGUGAUACAUUUUGUUUUUCACAUUACCACAGCAGAAGUGCUCUAUCUGGAUUUCUUUAUAACUUAGGGUAAACAACACAGCAAAAAUAGUGUUUUUUCCCCACAUCAAAGUCCCAUUGUAAUCAUAAACAACAAACAUGGAACUCACAUGAUGUAAAAGGCCCCAAGAAGUGUAAUGUACCAACUGAAAUCAGCUGUACAGUGAAAUAUACAGUAUCUGAAUGUA
Messenger RNA from Centropristis striata (black sea bass), 3398 nucleotides. It is a transcript of the gene stip1, whose product is annotated as stress-induced phosphoprotein 1. Gene Ontology annotation, molecular function: Hsp90 protein binding. Bases 107 to 1735 code for a protein of 542 amino acids. NCBI's taxonomy places the organism in Eukaryota, Metazoa, Chordata, Actinopteri, Perciformes, Serranidae. The transcript is spliced from 14 exons. The record is from RefSeq and is a predicted model, not a curated record.